UGCCCACCAGCAGCCCAGGCAGAGCAACAAUGAGGAUCACGGUGUGCGUAGUUUUCCUGGCGGCGUGCUACCUGUCGUCCGCCGAAGAGGCCGCUAAAGCGGAGGAGAAGAAGACCAGCAAGACGGAGAAGCGCGGCCUGUACGGCCUGGGCAUCGGCGGGUACGGAGGCGGCUUCGGCGGCGGCUACGGUGGCGGCUACGGCGGCGGCUACGGCGGCGGCUACGGCGGCGGCUUCGGGGGCGGACUCGGCGGUGGCUACGGCGGCGGCAUCGGCUACGGCGGAGGAGAGGUGAAGGCCAUCACCAUCACGAAGGAGGUGCCGGUGCCCGUGCCGCAGCCGUACCCCGUCACGGUGGAGCGGAAGGUGCCCUUCCCCGUGAGGGUCCCCGUCAAGGUGCCCGUGGACAGGCCGUACCCGGUGAGCGUGCCGCAGCCGUACCCGGUCCCCGUGGAGAAGCCCGUGCCGUACCCCGUGAGCGUGCCCAAGCCCGUCGCCGUGCCGGUACCUCAGCCCGUGGUCGUCAAGCAGCCGGUGCCCGUCGUCCUCAAGGGCGGCUACGGGGGCGGCCUUGGAGGCUACGGGGGCGGCUUCGGCGGCUUCGGUGGCGGCUACGGAGGCCACGGAGGCUUCGGCGGCGGUUUCGGAGGCUUCGGAGGCUACGGACAUCGCGGCGGUGCGGCCGCUGGCGGCGGACAAGUGACCUCCGUGACCAUCACCAGGGAGGUGCCGGUGCCGGUGCCUCAGCCGUACCCGGUGGCCGUCGAACGCAACGUGCCGGUCCCGGUAAACGUGCCCGUCCACGUGCCGGUGGACAGGCCGUACCCGGUCCACGUGCCGCAGCCGUACCCGGUCCCCGUGGAGAAGCCCGUGCCGUACCCCGUGAGCGUGCCCAGACCCGUCGCCGUGCCCGUGCCCCAGCCAGUGGUCGUCAAGCAACCGGUUCCCGUCAUCAUCGGCAGCGCCGGCUCUGGUGGCUUCGGCGGACUCGGAGGCCUCGGGGGAUCUUCUCUCGCCGGCCACGGGGGUUUCGGCGGCGGAUUUGGAUCUUCGUCCUUCGGCAGCCACGGAGGAUACGGCAGCGGCGGCCAUGGAGCGCACGAGAAGGUGAGACGACGGCCCUCCACCGUUGAGAAUCUCCGAGGUUUCAUUAUCAUAAGCGUGUCCACGACGUUUUGCUCGUCAGCGAGAGAAACGAGCAGACGCAGCCAGGUGAACAAUACUGGUCCUCUCGCGCCUGGAGGCAGGCGGCGCCAUGUAACAACAGGUGCCGGGAGAAAGCGCGCAGAAGGACCGCUCGCUCUCCGCCGCAGCUCCUAUAAAAGGGGCGCCGUCGUCGGAAGAGGCAUCAGUCAUUCGUUGCAUCCGGCACACACACGAGCAGCGAUGAGGAUCGUGUGGACUUUAGUUUUUCUGUCGGUGUGUACCGUGUCCCUUGCAAAGGAAGAUGGCACUAAGAAAGAAGGAGGCAAGGCCGCGAAGAACGAAAAGCGAGGGCUGUUCGGCCUGGGAGAUGGCGGCUUCGGCGGCGGAUACGGCGGCGGCUUCGGAGGCGGCCACGACUUUGGAGGCGGCUUCGGCGGCGGAGGCUUCGGAGGCGGACACGGAGGAGACCUGGGUGGAGGCUUCGGAGGCGGCUACGGGGGAGGACUCGGUGGAGGCUUCGGAGGCGGAGUUGGGGUCAGCGAAGGCAAGAUCAAGGCCAUCACCAUCACCAAGGAAGUACCCGUACCUGUUCCACAACCGUACCCCGUCACAGUGGAGAAGAAGGUUCCCUACCCUGUGAAGGUCCCCGUGAAGGUCCCCGUGGACAGGCCGUACCCCGUCCCUGUGCCAAAGCCAUACCCUGUGCCUGUUGAGAAGCCGGUGCCGUACCCAGUGAGUGUACCCAAGCCUGUCCCAGUGCCCGUGCCCCACCCUGUGGUGGUGAAGCAGCCUGUGCCAGUCGUCGUCAAGGACAGCGGGUACGGAGGCGGUUUCGGCGGAGGUUUCGGAGGAGGUCUUGGCGGAGGCCACGGCAGCUUCGGCGGAGGAUUCGGAGGGUCGUCUUUCGGUGGUCACGGAGGAUACGGAGGUGGUGGCUUCGGUGGACAUGGAGGCUUUGGCGGUGGCAGCUUCGGAGGUCACCACUAUAUAAAAGCGGCACCGUCCACGCCACGGGCAUCAGUGAGGUCCAUCUUUCUACUGGAUUACCGCUACUGUGCGACUAUGAAGACUCCGGUGUGUGCUGUACUUCUUUCAUUGUUCGUCCUGGCGAGAGGAGAAGUCGCAGAAUCGAAAACAGAAGGAAGGGACAGCAAGACGGAGAAGCGAGGACUAUUAGGCCUAGGUUAUGGGGGAUAUGAUACUGGUUAUAUUGGGCAUGGUGGAUACUACGGAUCAGGCUUUGGCGGAUAUGGCGGCUACGGAGGAUACGGCGGGUAUGGCGGAUAUAACGCCUAUGGAGGAUACACAGGCUUCCCCAGUAGCUACGGCGUGAAGACGGUGACCAUCACGAAGCCUGUCCCAGUGCCGUACCCGGUGACCGUGGAGAGGAAGGUCCCAGUGCCUGUCAAGGUUCCAGUCACGGUGCCCGUGGUGAGGCCGUACCCUGUCAAGGUACCCCAGCCAUACCCUGUGCCCGUACCCAAGCCGGUACCUUACCCAGUCUCCGUGCCAAAGGCAGUGCCCGUGCCGGUCCCACAGCCCGUAGUGGUCAAGCAGCCUGUCCCAGUUGUCGUCAAGAGCACAGGCUUUGGAGGACUCUACGGUGGCUUUGGACACUCUGGAUAUGGCACCAGCUACGGUAGCUAUCUAGGACACUCGGGAUAUGGCAGCCUUGACUACUUUGGUACCAGCGGCUUCGGUCACCACUGAAGUACUGGAAAAGAUAGAUUUUAUCACACUGUUUCUAUAAAUGCGCACAUCUAAGCGUGUGUCACACCAGCUGCCACAUCAGCUUAUCAACUAAUUACAACUCUUGUACUGUCUGCAACCAUGAACUGCAUUACUACUAAAACAAGAAAGCCAACUGUCAGUGUACAGAUUGUUGUUUGCCGAUAAUAUUAAUCCACUGUCAAGUGAAACAUUUGUAUUAAAUUUAGUGUAAUCAUAUAGAUAGAGUAAGUAUGUGCUGUAAAUUACUAAAUAAACUGAUACAAUUAAU
Molecule: messenger RNA, 3144 nt
Organism: Schistocerca cancellata (South American locust)
Lineage: Eukaryota; Metazoa; Arthropoda; Insecta; Orthoptera; Acrididae
Product: elastin-like
Exons: 7
Coding region: 30-2855 (941 amino acids)
Source: RefSeq, a predicted model, not a curated record